Messenger RNA from Cynoglossus semilaevis (tongue sole), 6803 nucleotides. RefSeq names its product ADAM metallopeptidase with thrombospondin type 1 motif, 3 (gene adamts3). Lineage: Eukaryota; Metazoa; Chordata; Actinopteri; Pleuronectiformes; Cynoglossidae. Gene Ontology annotation, biological process: proteolysis; extracellular matrix organization. Gene Ontology annotation, molecular function: metalloendopeptidase activity. The coding region runs from base 358 to 3837 and encodes 1159 amino acids. The record is from RefSeq and is a predicted model, not a curated record. The transcript has 22 exons. Gene Ontology annotation, cellular component: extracellular matrix.
UUGCCGUUUAAUAGACAGUGGAGCGAAGUGCCAGGCAGCGAGAGCUUCACACUGCAGCUCUGUCCGACCAGAGGCAGAGGGAUGUCCCACUAACUUUAGCAGAAACUUUCUAGAAAACUCCGCCAACAAGAAGAAAAAGACACAGAAACAGUGACUCACAAAAGUGUCGUAACUCGCCUCUGCCCCGUUUUUUAUUGAAACUUUAUGUACUUUUAACUAAAAAAGAAAAAAAAGAAGAGUCUGCCUUCACGUGCGUAUUAAUACGUCUUGAAUGAGCCGGUUAACGGUUGCGUUUUAAACAUUUUUCUUUUCUUUUAAACUUUUAACGACUGGAUAAAGUUUGACUCUGGACUCGUGAUGGCUGUUCUAUCCCUAGCGUUACUCCUCGUAGGAUUUAUUUUGACUUCAGCCGAAAAGGCUGGCAAAGUUGAUCGAGAAGAUCAUUUAAGAAACCGCUUGAAGGAAUAUGGCUUGGUCACUCCCUUUAGCACAGACUCUAAUGGACGUUACCUGUCACACCUGCUCUCAGCCAAUCACAAGAGAGUCAAGAGAGAAGCAUUUUCUUUUGAAAAAAACGAACAGAAAAUUUUCUUCAACAUUACAGCCUUUGGAAAAGAGUUUCACCUUCGACUGCGCCUAAACAGCAAGUUGGUGGCACCGGGUGCGAUGGUGGAAUGGCACGAUGAUAUUCAAGGAUUUGGGAAUGUCACUGACAGUGAGCCCACGGAGAGGGUACUGCAGCGGGAGCUGCUGAAAGCAGACUGUGCCUUUAUUGGAGACAUCUCGGACGUUCCUGGGGCCACAGUUGCUAUUAACAACUGUGACGGACUGGCUGGGAUGAUUCGCACUGAUUCAGACGAAUACUUUAUUGAGCCCCUGGAACGAGGCACCCAAGAGCAGGAGGAACAGGGCAGGGUCCAUGUGGUGUACCGCAGAUCAUCCGUGCGCAAUGUUCCCUCUGACAUUUCAGCAGACUACCAGCUGCAAGAACCAGAGCUUGACUUACCUGCGACCCUCAAUUCUGUGGCUCGACAAGUAAAUGACACUGUGCGCCAUCGGCAGCGUCGCCAUGCUGGGGAUGAUGACUAUAACAUUGAGGUCCUGCUGGGAGUUGAUGACUCAGUGGUUCGUUUCCAUGGCAAGGAACACGUGCAGAACUACUUACUCACCCUGAUGAAUAUAGUAAAUGAGAUUUACCAUGAUGAGUCCCUGGGAGUACACAUCAACGUGGUUCUGGUGAGGAUGAUCAUGCUCGGUUAUGCCAAGUCCAUCAACCUCAUCGAACGAGGCAACCCAUCACGGAGCCUGGAGAACGUGUGCCGCUGGGCGUUUGGUCAGCAAAAAGGUGACCCCGAUCACGCUGAACACCACGACCACGCUAUUUUCCUCACUCGCCAAGGUUUCGGCCCCACAGGAAUGCAGGGAUAUGCUCCAGUCACGGGAAUGUGUCACCCAGUGCGGAGCUGCACCCUGAAUCACGAGGACGGCUUCUCUUCUGCCUUUGUUGUCGCUCAUGAAACCGGACAUGUACUGGGCAUGGAGCACGACGGCCAAGGCAACCGCUGUGGGGAUGAAACGACAAUGGGAAGUGUGAUGGCUCCUCUGGUGCAGGCUGCCUUCCACCGUUACCACUGGUCCAUGUGUAGUGGACAGGAGCUGAAGCGAUAUAUCCAAACGUACGACUGUCUCCUUGAUGAUCCUUUUAAACACGACUGGCCUCAGCUUCCUGACCUUCCGGGAAUCAACUACUCAAUGGACGAGCAAUGUCGAUUUGACUUUGGAGUGGGCUACAAGAUCUGCACCUCAUUUCGCACAUUUGACCCUUGCAAACAACUGUGGUGCAGUCACCCGGACAACCCUUACUUCUGCAAGACCAAGAAGGGCCCCCCUCUGGAUGGGACGGAGUGUGCUCCUGGAAAAUGGUGCUACAAAGGUCACUGCAUGUGGAAAAAUCCAAAUCAGGUCAAGCAAGACGGGGCGUGGGGAUCCUGGAGCAAAUUCGGCUCCUGCUCACGCUCAUGUGGAACUGGAGUUCGAUUCCGGACACGUUUGUGCAAUAACCCAGCACCUUCCACCGGGGGCCAGGACUGCCCUGGAGUGAACUACGAGUAUCAGCUGUGCAACACAGACGACUGCCCAAAGCAUUAUGAAGACUUUCGAGCCCAGCAGUGCCAGCAGCGCAACUCACACUUCGAGUUCCAAAGCUCCAAACACCACUGGGUUCCGUAUGAGCAUCCCGAUAGCAACAAGAGGUGUCACUUGUACUGCCAGUCCAAGGAAACGGGAGACGUGGCGUACAUGAAGCAGCUGGUCCACGACGGGACACGGUGCUCCUACAAAGACGCCUACAGUGUCUGUGUGCGUGGAGAAUGUGUGAAAGUGGGCUGUGACAAGGAGAUAGGCUCAAACAAAGGUGAAGACAGGUGUGGGGUUUGUGGUGGGGACAACUCCCACUGUCGCACAGUCAAAGGGACCUUCACUAGAACUCCAAAAAAACCUGGCUACCUUAAGAUGUUUCAUCUUUCUCCCGGAGCAAGGCAUGUGAUCAUCCAAGAACACGAGGCCUCUCCUCAAAUUCUUGCCGUCAAGAACCAGGCGACGGGCCAUUACAUUCUAAAUGGAAAAACAGAGGAGGUUAAGUCCAGGAGCUUCAUCGACUUGGGCGUGGAGUGGCACUACACCAUCGAGGACGGUGUGGAGACUCUGCACACUGAGGGCCCGCUGCACGACCCGGUGGUGGUUCUGAUAAUACCCAAAGACAAUGAGACGCGUUCUACUCUAAUAUACAAGUACAUCAUACAUGAAGAUUUAGUCCCGGUCAACAACAACAAUGUGAUCCAGGAGGAAACAUACGAGUGGGCUCUGAAGAGCUGGUCGCCGUGUUCCAAACCUUGUGCUGGAGGGUUUCAGUACACUAAAUAUGGCUGUCGAAAGAAAGGAGACACAAAGAUGGUCCAUCGAGGUUACUGCGAUGAGAACAAGAAACCCAAACCUAUUCGCAGAAUGUGUAACCUUCAGGACUGCACUCAGCCUCAAUGGAUUGCCGACGACUGGGAGCAUUGUACCAAAACGUGCGGCAGCCUGGGAUUUCAAAUCCGGAUGGUUCGCUGCGUGCAGCUGCUUCAUGACGGCACAAACCGAUCUGUCCACAGCAAAUACUGCAGCGGAGAGAAGCCGGAGAGUCGCAGACCCUGUAACAGAGUCUCCUGUCCUGCUCAGUGGAGGGCAGCGGCCUGGUCAGAGUGCUCUGUGACUUGUGGAGAAGGAGUGGAGAGGCGUCAGGUCUCCUGUCGGAUAGGAGAACAGUGUAACGGAGAGAAACCGGAGGCUCUGAGAGCCUGCAGACCUGGACCAUGUCAUGAUGAACCAUGUGAGGGAGACAAAUCAAUUUUCUGCCAGAUGGACGUCCUUGCGAGGUACUGUUCCAUUCCAGGCUACAACAAACUGUGCUGUGACUCCUGCCGAAAACGCGGAGCAGCUCUGUCCUUGUUCUCCGACGCGGCCGAGACAGAGGAGCACGUGCGAUUCGGAUCAGCCUCCCAGCUGCUGGAGACGAUGACGGCCGCCGCGGCCAACGGAACUCGCAGCGCUAAACAAAAAAGCGCAGGCAAAAGCCCUGCUGUGUCUGGCGAUGUUGCCAAACACACCACCACCCCUGCGCCGACUAAGAAAACCCAGUCAAAGGUCUCUACAACACCGAGACGAGUUCCCAGACACGUGGGUCUGACUGGCAGGAAAUUGUUUGUUGCGUCACCUGCUUCUCUGGCCGAGGUUCGAGGCUCGAGCAGCCUGACAGACAGUCGGUGGUCCACGGCACAUUCUGAAGUGGAGAGAUGAGUGUGGUCCUCUUCAUCUCCUGACUUUUUAUAUACAGUCAGCUUCAUCACAAGUCUUCUGAUACAAAACACACCACAAAGACAAACCCAAUAGAGAAGGAAAAGUGCUGGUUCACUUUGUGAAGAAUUUGCCCCAUCACUCACUUCAGGAGCAGCUAUCCAUGAGCUCCGACAGUGGAUAAACUCAUGUUCCCAUCUUUACACUUUUUAAUUUAAAAUUUUAACUCAGUCGAAACAUGUUACACACGAGCGACAAAUACGUGAGGUUUAACUCGGCACACCACGGGAUGGACACAGUCACAGUUUGGAAUCAUUAAUGUUUGCUUAAAAAAAAAGUCUUGUCCCCCCUUGAAAUUGUCAGAUUUUAUUCAACGUGGAUUCAAACCCAUAACCUCAUGCCUGACAGGUGAGAAUAAAGCAGUUUUAUUUAAAGCAUAUAAUUUACAAUAGUCCAGCUCCUCGUCCACCAGCUCGUUACCUUCAGCCUGGCUUCUCUGAGCUUCACUACUGUCACAGGCGACUCUCAGACAGAAGAUCCUCAACACUUAGAGAAGAACAGACACAUCAGACAGACACUUCAUGUGGUCAGUUGUACGACUUCUAUGAGGUUCUGUGGUUGGGUGUUUUUGGGGAAUUCCUAGGUAUUCUUUUGUUAGAUUACAGUAAAUCCAGCCAUGACACAUAAGGACAGAAUUUUUAUGCUGCUCCACCUCUGAACUAAUCCGUGUAUGAAGACAUUGAUCUUUGAUUCAUUAAACGUUCCUUGGAUGCUGACACUCAUCUCUGAGUUGCUGAGGCAACAGGUGCGUGGCAGGAGUGUGGCAGCAUUUCUGCUCUGAUUGGUCUCUCUGUGGCGCCUUCAUGACGAUGAAGCAGAGCCUAGAUGUCUGCAGAGCAGCAGCAGCGGUUGGUGGCGUGUGCAGAAAUGUCAACAGGUGCAGACAGUGGCAGCAGUGGCAGAAACAAAAAUGUUGAUUUGAUUUUGAGACAGAAACUAGGAUCCCACUAAAUUUUAAUCUAAAACUAUCUUAUAAAAUAUUGAUUUUGGGAACAUCCAGAAUGAUGAAUGAAUGAAUGUGUAAAACAUCCUUCAUACCAAAGAUACACAUUUUAAAUUAUUAAAGUGUGAGUGUCAGAUAAAUGCUUCCUCUUGAUAAUUGAUGAAACUUGCAUGUUAUUUUCAUAUCUUUUGUAGGUUUAUAUGGUGUUUUUUGGUGACAUAACCUCGCAGGAAACACGUUCUCAACACUUUACUUUUUACAGUCUUUUUGUUUGGUUUAGAAACCGUGCUAUGGUGUUGACCAUAUCGUCAUGUCAUUUUGCCAUUAGCAAGCAAGCUUUGUUUUUUUCAUUCAAACGUUUUAACCACUUGGAAGAAUUCAGACAACACACAAAAACACUGUUACUUUUACUUUUCCGAUCAACAGCCUGUUGGCAAACAUUCUAUGACUCCUGUUUAAAAGAUCAAGCUUCUUCUUACCUUAGCAACAUUAGCAUAGCAUACUUUUUACUGUUUACACAAAAUAAAAAGCAAAAGUCUUAUGGAUCUACAAAAGUAAACUUUAUCAUAUUUUAUAGACUAUAAGUCACAGUUUUUUAAUAUACGCUAUAUCUUCAAUGGCCACAAGUUGGCACUAUCUACACUACUCUGCUACUGUGCCAUUAAAAAAUUAAUAAAGACUAAAUAAAAACAACAUACAAAAAGACAAACCUUGUAGCUUUUACAAAGAAAGAAAAUAAAUUACCAAACUAACCUCUACUGAUGCUGAUGCUGAUGCUGAUAAUUAACUAAAUCAGUGAUGCAGAAUCUCAUUGUCCCUGUUGUGGUUUAAAUAUUUAGCCUUUGUUCCCGACAUGUGUUAAUAAACAGUCAACUUUCAUAAUUGUCCUCUUCACGACAGCUUUUUCCACUGACGUGAUUAAAGCUGUGCCACGUAUAGUCUGGAAAAUAUGGUUCUCAGAAAGGAGUGCUCCAGUUCAUGUCGAUUUUGUUAUCAUUUUGGGCUGAUUGUAUGAAACCAAACUCACACGCACACACGCGCGCAAACACACAAAAAGUCCUCUCAUUCACACCACCAUGCAUCUGACUGCAAUAGAAGAAACCACAGCGUGUGUGUUUUCAGCACAGCUGUCCAGUAGCUCACAACCGUUCACCCUCACUCCUGUGUGCCAGUGUACAGUACAUGUAUAUAGCAUUGAGAACAUGAAUAUUUAUUGAAAGUCAGAGGAUCCUACGUUGGCGUCACAACAAGUGAGGCUUAAAGGUCAAUCUGCUGCAGGAGGUCCACCAUGAAACUGACUUUUUUUUUUAACAGGUUUUCUCUCGGUAACUGGCAGUAGACUAGGAAUGACAUUGUUUUUUGCAAACAAUUUAAAUGUAAAUAUACAUGCUCAAUUUUGAGAUGUUCUUACCUGUCGUCAGAAAGCUGUUUUUUCACAGCUGUUUUGUAGAAGUUAUUAGCAGUGCCGUCGCGGCGCUGCCACAUAUACUGACCAGACACGUGCUUUAUUAUAACCAACAAGACAUGAAUAGAGUAGUAGCAGCAAACGUGUAAAGUUGUUGUUAGGCUGUGUGUAGCUGUCAGUGUCGUCCUGUCCCCCCCUCUCCUCCCCCUCCCCAGGUCUUAUCACCUCCUGCCUACAGAACAUUGCUGCUAGUCUUAAUGGAGUGCUUGUAUUGAUGAGUAGUGUAGAUGUAGAUGUUAAAGUGACAAUCCCUGAACCUCAGACAGAUAGUCUGCAUAGCAUGUUCCAUGCCAUGUACUGUAUCAACACCCCCUCCUCGCCCCCUCCGUCGUCCGUGCAUUGAUGAGAAACAACUGUUCUCACUGUCGCACUCUCUGCUCCAUUUGCUUUCUCUGUAUUUGUGUAGAUUGAAGUGUACACUACUGAUACUGUUUGUUGUAAUAGGGGAGCACAUACACAAUAAAAGAUAUGAAUACUCUGAUUUCUUUCUUUCAGGUUUUC